Messenger RNA from Chara braunii, 3308 nucleotides. The record is from the annotation of a GenBank genome assembly. NCBI's taxonomy places the organism in Eukaryota, Viridiplantae, Streptophyta, Charophyceae, Charales, Characeae.
GGCCGGGUGCUGGAAGCAAGAUGGCGCGAUGGUUGUCUCCCCCGACUUAUACCAGCGGUCCAGAGAUGCCAGUAGACGUAAAGGAUGGGGUGUCGGUCGUCCUCCCGGAAGAUGGGGCGUGGACGGAUCUUGAACCAGCAUAUCAAACCGUAAUGCUGAAAGGGGAGGACGCGUUCCUAUGGAUAGAGACGGUAUGGGCUAAUGUUAACUUGACAAGGUUGUCGCCAAGCUUAAUGGAUUUGGAGUUCCGGGGAACAGUGGAAGCUCGGGGGUGGGUCUACUUGUCGAAAGAUGGGGAGAAUGCUAUGGUCGUAGAGUUGGCACUCGGGAAUGCGCCGGACGAGUUGUUUAGGAAGGCUGAAGCAGAAGUUGUAUGGGUCUCGUGUCAGCGAAGGGAGAUGGAAAUGGAAAGGGCAGAAGUGCGGGUGGAACUUGGGGAUAGAGGAAGCAUGAGGCGACCCGUCAGAACCAUGCGAUGCGUGCUGCCUCCCUUCCUAGUGGAUGCGGUGUUUGAAACCCGGAGCAGACUGGUAAGGAUAUGUCAGUCCAUGAUGAACCUUGGACUAUACCAAUGCGCUAGGCAGGAUUUCUUUCGGUUGUCAGUAGAAAUGGGGUCGUUUGAGGGGAACUGGGCGGACGAACUGACCGAGAUACUAAGCUGCCUUAGCUUAGACAAUAUCUAUGUCUCUAGCCCUGUACAUUGGGGGAUAGUGUAUAGAAAUAUGGCAAUAGGGGAGACAUUUCUGGAGGGGGUGAAAGAGUUGUUCUACGACGAAGAGGACGACUUCAGGCUCUGGAGCCUCAGAGAAAGGGUGUUGGGAUGGCUCGACUCGGAAGGAACGACAAAGACUAGAGGGGGGCAGAAAGCCAGCAAGGAAGGGCCAGAUACCGGCGUGGCAGGCGAGGCCAGUAGCUCCGAAGGCGGCCUUAGGAAGAUAGUAUCAUCCCUUGCACGAGCACUAAACAAGAACCAAGGCUAUCUAGCAGACGCCAAGAAAAAGCUGACUUUCGAUGGAGAAAACAUCACGGAGUUCCUGAUCGACUACGAGAACCUAGCUGCGUUACUAAAGUGGACCGAGGAGGAAAAGAUGGACCAUCUAGGACAGCAUGUGUCGUUAAGCCUAGGACGGGACAUAAUACCCAUUGUAGCCUCAAGCCGGUCUUGGAAGGAGACCGGAGAUGUGAUGAUGAGGAAGUACCUAGCGGCAGAGAAAAUGGCAACAGAGGCCGACCUAGCGGCAGUUCAGAGGAAGAACUUCGCAACGUACAAUGAUUUCCUACGGGAAUUUACUCUAGUAGCACUAAGGAUCCCCGGGGUCACGGACCGGAUAAUGAGCACAUAUUUCCUCAGGCAGUUCUCCGAGUUCGACAAAGACAAGAUCUUGUCAGCUUACCAACAGACGAGCAAGUUCGUAAACACGCGGGAUGUUGAUUUUAGCAUGGGAACGGAUCUGGCUGAGAAAACGGUAGUAACAGAAACGUUGGCCUUGCUCAAGGAAGGGGAGAUCAUAGACUUGACCAGUAGGACGGACGACAAGCCAGAUCCGACGAAAACCGACAAGAUAUCGCAGCGACCAACCCCCCUGCGCACUACAACGGAGGUGAGAGCAUUCCUAGGCGUGGUCGACUUCUGGAGGAUCUUCAUUAAGAAUUUUGCCAAGAUUGCGGAGCCUAUUCGGACUAUGAUCAGAGAGGAAGGGACCAUGGACUGGACGGAGGAGCGAGAGGGAGCCGUCCAGACCCUCAAGGACGUUUUGACGUCAGAGCAGGUCGCGUUGUCGGCGCCCUGCUUUAAUGAUGAGGUAGGACAACCAUUCAUCCUGGAAACAGAUGGAGGGCCCUUGGCCGUAGGAGGCGUACUGAUUCAAAGGGACGAGGGAGGAAAAGAGAGGCCGAUUAGGUUCGAAAGUAGAACCCUGAACUCCGCAGAACGGCGGUACUCGCAAUUCAAGAAGGAAGUCCUAGCCAUCCUGCAUUGCCUUAAGACCUUCCAGGUCUACCUAUUUGGGAGGCGAUUCAUCUUAAGGAUCGAUCCGACGAAUGUCGCAGGGGCUCUAAAGAAUUACAAGCCUAUAGAUCCAAUGGUGGGGAGAUGGGUAGGAUUCAUCUGGCAGCUCGAUUACAAGAUCGAACAGAUUGCUGGAAUCCGGAACAAGGCAGAUGGGCUGAGUCGGGUUUGCAUCACUCCCGAAGGGGUGGAGGAUGCGGAGCCUAUAGAUGCAUUCCUUGAAUUCGAAGGAGGGACUCUUGCGGUGGACAACGAAGUGAUGGACGAGGGGUGCGCAUCUGUGGAACUGCUGAUUCGGACUUUGGAAAAGGGGGCACCUGCCGUAGUAGCAGAACUUAGAGAAGGACCAGUCACCACUCGAGGUCGUAAAGAGGAAAGGGAGUCGUGGGGAGCAAUAGUAGGACCAAAGUUAGAUGAUGAUCCGCGAAUGACUACGGAAGAGUUAAUCGAGGCAAGGUGUCAACAGGUCUUUAAGAACGAAGAAGUCAUGGAAGACAUCGCCAACCGGGUGCUAGACAGCAGAAUGAGAGACAAAGCAAGGUGGGACCAGGGUCUAAAAGAAAGAAAAAUGGAGUUCGGUAACGAGAAUGACAGUGGGGCAAUCAACAGGUCUGCCGGAGGGGAAGAAGCGGGGUCAAGCCAAGGGAGGAGAACUGCGAAGAGAAAGCUGUACAUAGGGCUCAUGGGCGGACCGGUGGUAAGCAGGGGUGGAAGGAAGUGCCUAUGCAGAAGACCCUCGCCCCUCCGAAAGGGAGAGGGGAUAAAAAUCUCAUCUGGGAGUGAAGGGGAGAGGGGAAGGGCAAAUAUGGGAGGACGGGGCGACACGGAGAUGAGAGGCAAGGCUCGCGCCUCUGACGAAGAAAGGGACGAGGAAUGCGAACGGCGUGAGCCUUGGGAUGAGGAAAGGGGGGAGAGACAGGACAUGCGCAACGAGCAAGAGAACGAGGAGGAAAAAAGGGAAAGCACGCUUGAAGGAAAAAGCGGCCACGGCAAUUGUGAGGGGUAUGGGACGGGGACAAAGAUUCCUUUUACCUACGAUCCGAAGAACCUAGCGGGUGGGUACAGCCCCAUACAGACAGAAGACGAGGAGGACGAGGAGGAGGAUGUACAAGAGGUCAUAGAAAUCAGCAGUGGGGAUGAGAGAGAUGAGAUCUCGAGGCCUAGGGAAGAAAGGCGGCCUCCGAUGCACCAGCCGGGCAACGGGGCUUUCAGAUGGGAGGACGAGUUUGGGCCAACACCCAGUCAUCGGUUUCAGCAAUGAACCAAUGUGAUCAGGCACGAAUGAAUUAUCAAGACCCGG